Molecule: messenger RNA, 906 nt
Organism: Mirounga angustirostris (Northern elephant seal)
Lineage: Eukaryota; Metazoa; Chordata; Mammalia; Carnivora; Phocidae
Product: histone H4
Exons: 1
Coding region: 153-464 (103 amino acids)
Biological process (GO): nucleosome assembly
Cellular component (GO): nucleosome
Molecular function (GO): protein heterodimerization activity; DNA binding; structural constituent of chromatin
Source: RefSeq, a predicted model, not a curated record
GGAUUAAGGGAGGGGACUGCUGGCGUCAUAUCUCCCGCCUGCGCUCUUUCCAUUCUCUACAUCUGCAGGGGGUGGGGUUGGAAGGGACGUCGUUAUAUAAGGACCAGCUCUCACUUGCUUUUGUCACUGGCUGUUUUGCUUUUUAGGAAACCAUGUCUGGCCGCGGCAAGGGCGGGAAGGGCCUGGGCAAGGGCGGCGCCAAGCGCCACCGCAAGGUGCUGCGCGACAACAUCCAGGGCAUCACCAAGCCCGCCAUCCGGCGGCUGGCCCGGCGCGGCGGCGUCAAGCGCAUCUCCGGCCUCAUCUACGAGGAGACCCGCGGGGUGCUCAAGGUGUUCCUGGAGAACGUGAUCCGGGACGCCGUCACCUACACGGAGCACGCCAAGCGCAAGACGGUCACGGCCAUGGACGUGGUCUACGCGCUCAAGCGCCAGGGCCGCACCCUCUACGGCUUCGGGGGCUAAGCUCUGAUUUCGUCACCAGAAAAUUGCAUUUCAUAACCAAAGGCCCUUUUCAGGGCCACCCAACCGUUCAAAAAAAGGGCUGUCUUGAAAGACCCUCCGCUGUAGUUAAACUUUCUAAUCUAGAAAUCUAAUGACUGAAUCCCGUAAGAUUGCAGGAUUUUUGGAAGUAAAACUCCGUACGAAAUCCGUAUACACCAAAGGAACUCCCUUAGCUGAACAGUAUUUAGCCCGCUCCUCUGUCCCCAUUCGCUGCAUACGAGUAAGGGAGGAAUGAUACUCCAAUUCAAAAGUGGGGAAGGACCAAAUAGAGUGGGGAACUUGCAAUGAUUUCCAGGAACAAAGAGGAAUAUUGUCCAAUCAGAAAGUCCCAUCCGUGGUUGUCAACCAAUCAGAACUGAUGAUCUCAUGUGCCUUCCCCCCCCACCCCCCCAAGCCGCCAGGC